Messenger RNA from Periconia digitata, 1199 nucleotides. Lineage: Eukaryota; Fungi; Ascomycota; Dothideomycetes; Pleosporales; Periconiaceae. The record is from the annotation of a GenBank genome assembly.
UUCCUUCAGAGGCCUUUGGACUGCAGUUGAUAAGCAGCCACGCAACGCACGUCACAUACAAUCCCAUCCUACGAACAGAGAACGUCUAGACUUCAGGAAACGAGCAGACCACAAGUCCUUUCUUGAGUUUGCGUCCCUCGAGACCAGCCACUUACAUUGGAGUGAAUCAAAUCCAUGUGAUUGUUUCUCAAGUCCCGCUAAUAGGAGCAUAGGGCGGAUGAUGGACCUCAUCCCGUAAUGCUGAUGCUGAUGCUGAGAAAAAAAGAGGCAAACAAGCUGGAUUCCUAUUUGACUCUUUUGUGGCUCAUAUCAUAUGUCACUACAUGCUAACAUCCAUGUCGAAACUGCGCGUCCGUGCCUCCCAGCCACAAGAACGUAAGAUGUGUCUCCUCGGAACGUCCACCAGGUCGUUCCAUUAAGAUUUGAUCGCCAGCAAACUUGAUUUGAGGCCAUCACCAUCAGAAUUAAUCACCCCAUUUUUGCUUGGUCUCCAUCAGUCCAGCAGUGGCGGGCUACCCGUUAAACUAGGAAGCCGUUUUGUGUUAUUGAACCCUGCGGCGUUCGUGUCGUAUCAAAUAACCUAUCAUCCCUAGAAGCAGAAGAAAACCGAUCAUUCUUAUUGUUGUUGUUGUUGUGAUUGGACCACGGCUCUGGCAGUCACGUCAAGAUCAAUAAGAUUACGGGAAUGCGCCACUGGGGUGCCAUUUUGCUAGCCCCGUGCAUACCGAAGGGAAGACCUCACUAGUGCUUAUUGUAUAUGCAGUCGAUCUGUGAAAUCUAGCGCACCGCUUUUUUGAUCCCGUAUUUCCAAGUACCGCAGCCAAUAUCGGCUCCGUGGCGUCGCUAUUCAGCAAACCACGUUGCAGGCGUGACAUGACCACAGAUACUCGGCUAACAUAACAUAGCUAUAUUUGCAAGCACAAGUUGAAUAAUGAGGCUAGAGCGUCAAGCUCGUUCAUUUCCGACAUGCAUGGACUCCCAGAGCAAUUCAAUUGGGAGUUAUCUUUGCAAUUCUCGUUUAUUCCGGAGCUACCUACGAAAACAGAAUCGGUCACUACACAAUCCGCCCCACAUUGAGGGCAAAUAAGCUUUCAAACAAGCAAGCUUGUACGCCACUUCUCAGUAUCAGCAGACUAAGCACAGUAUUGAUUCAUUGCAUCUUUGUGCGACCAAUAACGUGGAAACAGCCAACGCCAUCG